Messenger RNA from Aphis gossypii (cotton aphid), 2068 nucleotides. RefSeq lists its product as uncharacterized. The record is from RefSeq and is a predicted model, not a curated record. The transcript is spliced from 2 exons. Lineage: Eukaryota; Metazoa; Arthropoda; Insecta; Hemiptera; Aphididae. Bases 12 to 1892 code for a protein of 626 amino acids.
UCUAAUCAAAAAUGAUAAAAAGUAGUAGAACUAAACGAAGGAGAUUACAAGAAGAGAUUGCAUCAAAUGAUUUGUUUAAUAAAGAUCAUUAUUAUAUCGAAAAUGCGAUUUCUCUACCUUCAACAUCAACUAAUUUCAAAUUAACUGAGAACUCGAAAACUGAAAUUAAUUCAAAUUUGUAUAUUAUUCAAUCUCCUCAUGUAUUAGAAACUAAUGUUGACAAUAAUCAUUUUGAGCCAAUCGAAAAUAACACUCCAAUUAUUGCGCACAAUAACAAUUCUAAUAAUAAUAAUGAAUCCAUGGAAAUAUUACUUGCAAAAUGGGCAUUAACAUUUAAUAUUUGCCAAAAUAGUUUAAAUGGCUUACUUAAAAUUCUUCGAGCUUGUCCUUUUAAUUUAUCGACAUUACCAAAAGAUGCCAGAACAAUAAUGCGAACAAAAAAUGUUAAUAAUUUAUUGGAGGUUGUCCCGAUUAACCCUGGCGAAUAUUAUCAUUUUGGUUUAGCAGUAGGCUUACAAACAGUUUUAAAAAAUGUAUGUUUAAAGGAAAUAAACAUAGUUGAAAUUGUUAUUGGAAUUGAUGGUCUACCUUUAUCUAAGAGUAGUAAAAGCCAAUUUUGGCCAAUACUCGGUUAUGCAAGACCUUAUAGUAAUGCAAUAUUUCUUAUUGGUUUAUAUUGGAGAAAUGCAAAACCGAAAGAUAGUAAUCAAUAUUUACAACAAUUUGUGGACGAAACAAAAAUAUUGUUAGAAAAUGCCAAAUCUUUUAUUCUUCAAAUAAAAGGACAUUCGGGUUUUAGCUCUUGCACUCGGUGUACAAAAGAAGGAGAGUACAUAGAAAAUCGUAUGUGUUUCCCUUAUGUUACUGGAGAAUCACUUCCUGCCCGCACCCAUAACGAUUAUAUAACAAAAAAAGAUCAUGACCACCAUAUUGGUACAUCUAUAUCUAUAUUAAAAAAUUUACCUAAUUUUGAUAUAGUAAAAUCGUUUUCAUUAGAUUACAUGCAUCUUAUUUGUUUGGGUGUAGUCAGGAAAUUAAUUCAUUUGUGGAUUGGUAAAGGACCUCUAAAUGUUAGACUUCGCAGCUCACAAAUUAAAGAAAUAUCCACUAUAUUAUUAAAACUUAGACCUUUUAUAACGAACGAUUUUUCACGUAAGCCUAGAGGACUUGAUGAAAUUCAUUACUGGAAAGCUACAGAACUUCGGCAAUUUUUGUUAUAUACCGGUCCAUUGGUCCUCAAAAAUAUUUUAAACAAAAAUUGUUACAAACAUUUUAUGGUAUUAAAUAUAGCUACUACAAUAUUAUUAAGUCCUCAUAUGCAAAAAUAUGUAGAUUUUGCAUCUGAAUUAUUAAAAUAUUUUGUUGAAACUUUUGGCCAAAUUUAUGGAGUUCAUAUGAUUUCACAUAAUGUACAUGGUCUUCUACAUAUAGUGGAUGAUUAUAAUAGCUAUGGACCAUUAGACAACAUAAGCUGUUUUCCUUUCGAAGACUACAUGAAAACCUUAAAAAAAAAAAUUAGAAAACAAGAAAAACCCUUGCAACAAGUUAUAAAACGUUACAACGAAGAGCAAAACAAUUUUCAAACCACCAUCCGUACCUUCAAUAAAAUUAAUUUAACAUGUUCACAUUCAUCUGGACCAUUGAUUGAUAAAAAUGAUUUAAAUGGAUCUCAAUAUCAGAAAAUAAACAUAGGAAAUUUUACAAUAAACACAAAAAAUGUUGCUGAUUCUUAUAUAUUAACUCAAAACAAUAAAGUGGUUCAAGUGCUAAAUAUUGUUGAAUCUAAAAAACAUAAUAUAAUUAUAAUUGAAAGGUAUUUGAAACUAAUGCGCCAAUAUUUGAACAACCAAUUAAUUCUUCACAUCUCAAUAUGUAUUGUGUUAAAGACUUAACUAGUGAACUUCAAUAUUGGCCAAUUAAAAAUAUUUUUAAAAAAAUGUUUCUUUUUACACUAAAUGAUCAUAAUAUAGCUAUACCAAUAAUACAUUCAUCAGUUUAAAUAACUUUAUAAAAUUAUAAAGUUUAUGUACAUAUUAAAUACAAUCAAUACAUCUAUAGGAUAAAAUAG